CCUUGUCUUUCAGACAGGGAGAUCUGACUAUCUGAGGAAGUCUCCCAAUUAUUCUCGCAUCUUUUAUUUCCUUUUUUUUUUUUUUUAAAUUUUGUUUUAUGCUUAUAAGCAUAAUUCGAGCUUAACUUCCUUUGGAAAUUGAAGUAAACGACUGUGAACAAAUCAGAAAUGAUGCAAAAAAACCCUAGAAUUUCCGUCUCACGAUCCUUCUCAUUCAUUGAAUACAUUGAAAACCAGAUCCGUCUCUGCAGCCUGAUCUGAUCUCCGAUCUUCUCGAACUUUAGCAAAUGGCAGGCGCCGUAUCGGCGCUUUUCCUUCUCGAUAUCAAAGGCCGCGUCCUAGUGUGGCGUGAUUAUAGAGGUGACGUCUCAGCUGUACAGGCAGAGCGUUUCUUUACAAAGCUUAUUGAGAAAGAGGGUGAUCCAGAGUCCCAAGAUCCAGUUGUGUAUGACAAUGGUGUCACCUAUAUGUUCAUACAGCACAAUAACGUAUUCCUGAUGACAGCUUCUAGGCAGAACUGCAAUGCUGCAAGUCUUCUUCUCUUUUUACACCGUGUAGUUGAUGUCUUUAAGCACUAUUUUGAGGAAUUAGAAGAAGAGUCACUGAGAGAUAACUUUGUGGUUGUGUACGAGUUACUCGAUGAAAUGAUGGACUUUGGUUACCCUCAGUACACUGAAGCAAAAAUUCUUAGUGAAUUUAUCAAGACUGAUGCUUACAGGAUGGAAGUCACUCAACGACCCCCAAUGGCUGUAACAAAUGCAGUGUCUUGGCGCAGUGAAGGGAUACGAUACAAGAAGAAUGAAGUGUUCUUGGAUGUUGUGGAAAGUGUCAAUAUACUUGUCAACAGCAAUGGGCAAAUAAUCCGGUCAGAUGUUGUUGGAGCAUUAAAGAUGAGAACAUAUUUGAGUGGUAUGCCUGAAUGUAAGCUUGGCCUAAAUGACAGAGUGCUACUGGAGGCUCAAGGUAGAUCAACAAAAGGGAAAGCAAUUGAUCUGGAUGAUAUCAAAUUUCACCAGUGUGUACGUCUGGCUCGAUUUGAAAAUGACAGGACAAUAUCCUUUAUACCCCCUGAUGGGUCUUUUGAUCUGAUGACAUACAGACUCAGCACUCAGGUAAAGCCUCUGAUCUGGGUGGAGGCUCAGGUGGAGAGGCAUUCAAGAAGUCGUGUUGAGCUGAUGGUAAAAGCACGGAGCCAGUUCAAGGAGCGUAGCACUGCAACAAAUGUUGAAAUUGAGUUGCCUGUGCCAUCUGAUGCUACCAAUCCCAAUGUGCGAACUUCCAUGGGAUCUGCUUCAUAUGCACCUGAAAAUGAUGCAUUGAUAUGGAAAAUAAAAUCCUUUCCUGGGGGCAAGGAGUAUAUGUUGAGGGCGGAAUUUGGUCUUCCCAGUAUAACUUCUGAAGAUGCAGCUCCUGAGAGAAAAGCUCCUAUUCGUGUGAAAUUUGAGAUACCGUAUUUUACUGUCUCUGGAAUACAGGUACGUUACCUUAAGAUCAUUGAGAAAAGUGGAUACCAGGCCCUUCCAUGGGUCAGAUACAUCACAAUGGCCGGUGAAUAUGAACUGAGACUUAUUUAAAAGCCACUCGAACCGGCACUGCUAACGACCACGUGAUAUAUUUUACGGGCUCUAAUAUUCUAGAACUCAAAGCUACUAUAAAGGAGCCUAGUGUGAAAUAGUUGUUCCUUCCAAAACCGUGGUAAGUUUUAGCUUUUGUAGUCUUUUAUCUCUUCCCCCUUCAUCUCUGUUUUUGUUCUACAGUCGUUUGCAAGGGUCCAUGGUCACCCAAAAAUGUUUGUCUAUUCAUUUUUUUGUGAGAAUUAAGAAUCAUUUAUUGGGCAUUGGAUGGUAGCGGCUGGUCCAUGAUUAUGAUAUUGAAUGUAGGUGGCCUCUCCACAACAUGCAUUAGAAACUAGAAAGUUCCUUUAUUAUUCAUGUUCUUCCCUAUUGCUUAAAGUAUGGAAUUUGUGUCAAAAUUCGAUAAAACUAUAUGAGAUGUUCAAGUUUA
Nelumbo nucifera (sacred lotus) is the source of this 2004-nucleotide messenger RNA. RefSeq names its product AP-1 complex subunit mu-2. Gene Ontology annotation, cellular component: clathrin adaptor complex. Gene Ontology annotation, biological process: vesicle-mediated transport; intracellular protein transport. Lineage: Eukaryota; Viridiplantae; Streptophyta; Magnoliopsida; Proteales; Nelumbonaceae. The record is from RefSeq and is a predicted model, not a curated record.